Molecule: messenger RNA, 234 nt
Organism: Priceomyces carsonii
Lineage: Eukaryota; Fungi; Ascomycota; Pichiomycetes; Serinales; Debaryomycetaceae
Product: dynein light chain
Exons: 1
Coding region: 1-234 (77 amino acids)
Biological process (GO): microtubule-based process
Cellular component (GO): cytoplasmic dynein complex
Molecular function (GO): dynein intermediate chain binding
Source: RefSeq, a predicted model, not a curated record
AUGCCUGAGGAAGUCCAAACUAAGGUGUUUGAACUCGCUCAUGAAACUUUAAUGGCCUAUAAGAUAGAAAAAGACAUAGCAACUUAUAUUAAGAAAGAAAUGGAUGCUUUAUAUGGGGCAACGUGGCAUGUUAUAGUAGGCAAAAGCUUCGGUAGCUAUGUUACACAUGAACAAGGUUCAUUUAUAUAUUUUUAUGUUGGUCCAUUAGCAUUUUUGAUCUUCAAGAGUGGAUAA